Messenger RNA from Elephantulus edwardii (Cape elephant shrew), 636 nucleotides. RefSeq names its product calcyon neuron-specific vesicular protein (gene CALY). The transcript is spliced from 4 exons. The coding region runs from base 1 to 636 and encodes 211 amino acids. Gene Ontology annotation, biological process: endosomal transport; G protein-coupled dopamine receptor signaling pathway; clathrin coat assembly. Gene Ontology annotation, molecular function: clathrin light chain binding. The record is from RefSeq and is a predicted model, not a curated record. Gene Ontology annotation, cellular component: membrane; endosome. NCBI's taxonomy places the organism in Eukaryota, Metazoa, Chordata, Mammalia, Macroscelidea, Macroscelididae.
AUGGUGAAGCUGGGCUGCAGCUUCUCUGGGAAGCCAGGCAAAGACCUUGGGGCACAGGAUGGGGCUGCCAUGGACAUUGUCCCUCUCAUCAGCUCAUUGGAUGUCAGCCAACUGCCACCACCAUUUCCAGAGCAGGUAAUCAUCAAGACACAGACAGAGUACCACCUGUCUUCCCCAGAGUGGGACCUGGAGGCCCAGAAGCUGAACUGCAGCCAGUCACAGGAAGGGUGCAAGCUGCCCGCUGGCCGGAUGAUCGCCUUCGUGUUGGCCUUCACGGGAUGUGUUCUGAUCAUGUACAAGGCCAUCUGGUAUGAUCAGUUCACCUGUCCAGACGGCUUCCUGCUUCGGCACAAAAUCUGCACGCCCCUGACCCUGGAGAUGUACUACACGGAGCUGGCUCCUGAGCGCCAUCACAGCGUCCUGGCGGCCAUUGGGGCCUACCCACUGGGCCAUAAGUAUGGCACCGAGAUACCCCUGCCAUGGGCAGAGAGCUACCACACCACAGCCAAGGAGAACCGCAAAGGGUCCACCCAGGUGGAGGUGGCAGAUGUGGAUUCAGGGAAGCCCCCAGCCAAGGGCAAGAAGGAUGAGACCAGCAAGGUGGCAGGGAGCUUAGCACCCUUGGCCCUACAGUGA